AUGAUUUUAAUAUGGAAGCCUCCACGAAUGGGCUUCAAGAACUGUUUUAGCCCGGCUAUUGAUACUCUCCUCCUCCUGUUGAAGAGCUUACCAUUGGGCUGCUAUUUCAACAUCUAUAGUUUUGGAUCCGGAUAUGAACACAUCUUCCCGAAGAGUGUGGAGUACAGCCAAAAGACCAUGGAGGAAGCUCUGAAGAAAGUUGGAGAGAUGGAGGCUAAUCUGGGAGGAACGGAGAUCCUUCGGCCACUUCAACAUAUUUACAGCCAGCCCUGCAUUCAGAAUCAACCAAGACAACUCUUUGUGUUCACUGACGGAGAAGUGUGGAACACCAAAGUAGUCAUCGAUCUGGUGAAGAAGAAUUCACAUCUGCACAGAUGUUUCUCUUUUGGGAUUGGGGAAAGAGCCAGCUCUGCUCUCAUCAAUGGGCUGGCCAAGGAAGGAGGAGGUCAUGCUCAGUUCAUCACAAGCACCGACAGGAUGCAGCCCAAAUUGAUGCAGUCACUGCGAUAUGCUCUUCAGCCGGCCGUGAUCGACGUCUCAGUCUCUUGGGAUCUGCCAAAGGUUGUGUCUGUCUCUGUCCUCUCUCCACCAAUCACAGCACUAUUUCAGGGUCAAAGGUCGCUGGUUUAUGCCCAGCUCAGUGGACAGAUUCCAGAGGCAGCAGAGGGCUCUGUGACAGUGAAGUACACGCUGGCUGGUCAGCCCCUGCAGAACAGGUUUAACUUCAGCCUGAAACCUGCAGAGGACUCUGGACUAACAGUCCACAGACUGGCUGCUCGAGCUCUGAUUCGCUCCCUGGAGAUGGAAAACCGAGAGUCCAAAGACCAGAGUGUACAUGACCUAUUCUACGAGGGUGCAUCAUCGCCGUUGGAGUGGUGGUACAACUCGGAUGAAAACAUGUCUGAGCCCAGUAAGCCCCCCAUGGACCCUCUGCUCCAGCUGGUCUCCCUCCAGAAGGCAUCCGGCUGCUGGGACCUGGCUCCAGAUCUUGCUGCUGCAGUGGGCAAAACCAGUGAAGAGGUGGAGAAGCAAAAGCCUGCAUUGGUGAGCCAGGAAGUAUGGGCCACCAUUCUGUCUCUGAUCUGGCUUCAUGGUUUCAAGAUGGACUCUAAGGACGAGUGGGAGCUUCUGGCCAUGAAGGCGGUGUCAUGGCUUCAGGCACAGAAUGUAUCAUGUGUGGAAGAGUGCGUGGACGCCGGAAAUGCACUGUUGGGCUGUAAAGUGCAGAAAGAUGCUUUGGGUCUUUGAGGGUUUUACUGCUGACUUAUUCUUUAAUGGGAUUGUGUUUGCACCAGUAAGUGCUGUGAACCAUAAACAUGAACUUACUUUAAAGGGAGCUGCUGCUGGUCCCUCAUGGUUUUGCUAUU
This is a messenger RNA of Cheilinus undulatus (humphead wrasse), 1367 nucleotides long. Its product is annotated as von Willebrand factor A domain-containing protein 5A-like. The transcript is spliced from 13 exons. Bases 1 to 1248 code for a protein of 415 amino acids. NCBI's taxonomy places the organism in Eukaryota, Metazoa, Chordata, Actinopteri, Labriformes, Labridae. The record is from RefSeq and is a predicted model, not a curated record.